GCGACGGAUUCGUCUCCACCGGGUGCUGGGGAGGCGGCGGCUGCUGCUAGUGCAGCCUUGAGGACAGCCAUGUGCCCACUCCACACUGUUACUUAGAAGACAGCAUUCAGGAGGAGCCACUCUGCCUGGGUCGGCCUGGGGGCGAGCGGCCCCAUCCCCGGGAUGACGGCAGCAGCUGGCCGGGCCAACCCCUACAGCAUUGUGUCGUCGUCGGAGGACGGGCUGCACCUGGCCACCAUGUCGGGCACCAACGGCUUCGGCAACGGCAAGGUUCACACACGGCGCCGGCGCCGAAACCGCUUCGUCAAGAAGAACGGCCAGUGUAACAUCGAGUUCGCCAACAUGGACGAGAAGUCGCAGCGCUACCUGGCCGACAUGUUCACCACCUGCGUGGACAUCCGCUGGCGCUACAUGCUGCUCAUCUUCUCGCUGGCCUUCCUGGCGUCCUGGCUGCUGUUCGGCGUCAUCUUCUGGGUGAUCGCGGUGGCCCACGGCGACGUGGAGCGAGCCGAGGACCGCGGCCGCACGCCCUGCGUGCUGCAGGUGCACGGGUUCACGGCGGCCUUCCUCUUCUCCAUCGAGACGCAGACCACCAUCGGCUACGGCCUGCGCUGUGUGACGGAGGAGUGCCCGGUGGCCGUGUUCAUGGUGGUGGCGCAGUCCAUCGUGGGCUGCAUCAUCGACUCCUUCAUGAUCGGCGCCAUCAUGGCCAAGAUGGCCCGGCCCAAGAAGCGAGCGCAGACCCUGCUGUUCAGCCACCACGCCGUGGUGGCGCUGCGUGACGGCAAGCUGUGCCUCAUGUGGCGUGUGGGCAACCUGCGAAAGAGCCACAUCGUGGAGGCCCAUGUGAGGGCUCAGCUCAUCAAGCCGAGGGUCACCGAGGAGGGCGAGUACAUCCCCCUGGAUCAGAUCGACAUUGACGUGGGCUUUGACAAGGGCCUGGACCGCAUCUUCCUGGUGUCGCCCAUCACCAUCCUGCAUGAGAUCGAUGAGGCUAGCCCGCUGUUUGGCCUCAGCCGGCAGGACCUGGAGACGGACGACUUCGAGAUCGUGGUCAUCCUGGAGGGCAUGGUGGAGGCCACCGCCAUGACCACGCAGGCCCGCAGCUCCUACCUGGCCAGCGAGAUCCUGUGGGGCCACCGCUUCGAGCCCGUGCUCUUCGAGGAGAAGAGCCAGUACAAGAUCGACUACUCCCACUUCCAUAAGACCUACGAGGUGCCCUCCACGCCCCGCUGCAGUGCCAAGGACCUGGUGGGGAACAAGUUCCUGCUGCCCAGCACCAACUCCUUCUGCUACGAGAACGAACUGGCCUUCGCGAGCCACGACGAGGAGGACGAGGCCGACGAGGGCCAGGACGGCAGCAGCCCCCGGGCCCGGCACACCUUGGACAGGCCCCCAGCUGGCGGCAGCGCCCUUGAACAGCGGCCCUACAGGCGGGAGUCGGAGAUCUGAGCUGCUGGUGGCCAAGGGCGGCACCUGCAGCGGAGUCGAGGCCUGCGUCCUGCGAGGUUGAGAGAAAGGGCCGGGUGCCCUGGUUGCAGACUCAGUAGCAUUCUAGGUGUUUUGUUUCUUCAGAGCGGCCUUGGAAGGUGGGCAGGCGAGUGGGUGGCUGGAGCAGGCUGGCCCCUGGCCUCAAGGCCCAGCAGGCCCAGGGGCAGGGGCUCAGUCUGUCCGGAAUGGCUCUGCCCCCUGAGGGCUGCAGGCUGCAGGACACCCCGCUGGUUCUUAACUUGGGGGGAAACAUGGGAUCUUAGCUUGAGUAAGACUGUUUACAAAAAAAUUAACGUGUGAUUAACAUUUUUUAAAAUUCAUGGAGGUACCAAAAAGGGUCGUUGGAAUUCCACUGCUUUGCCAGGAUACCAGCAGCUGGGCGGGGGCUCCAGAAAGCCCCCCAAGGCCUGAGGGUCACAGUGCUCGCCGGGGUCCUUCACCUGCGGUGCUGGGUUAGAUCCCGUGGUGCCAGGAAAACCAAGACCACGUGCGAUCGUGAUGGAAGCUCUCGUGUCAUAGAGGCGGAUGCAAAGCCGGGGGAAGACUAGUUUGAGAUUUUCUAGUUCGACUUUGCACCUUAGAGGUGCUUCUCAGGGUCGGAUAUGAGACCUGCCUGCCAUGGGGGGCUCCCUCUCCCCGGUGCGCUGGGUUCUCCUGGUUUGCUUCUCUCUCCUCUGGCCAGUGGCCUCCAGCUUUCCCUCGUGGGCGUGGAUGGCUCCCUGGGGAGGGAAGCGGGGUCCGAGACCAGGAGGAGCCGGGCCAGCCGGAGGAGGCCCAGCACGAGUUGUGCCUUAGAGACACCAGUGGUCUGGCUGCAGUUUUGUUUCCACGGGACUUCCCUGUGCUCCCCGCUGCCCUGACUGACCACCGAGUCCCUGCCAGCCCCUCUGUGUGCAGAGGCUGGGCUGACUGGUGCCCCCUGAACCUGGGCAGCAUGAGUGAGCCCAGUGGGUGGUGGAGGCCCGGCCUUGGGGAAGGUGUGGGAUUGUCAGCGGGGUAAUCAGGAGUGGCACACGCGUCCAGGGGCCCCGGGCAGGGGAGGUUGGGCUGUGGGCUCUGCCGGUCCAGAAGCAGGCCCCCAGACCAGCACUGCCCAAGGAGGCUUCUUAUUGGCAGAGAAGACAGCUGGUGGGGGCCGGACCCUGGGAGGGAGUUGGCUCCUUCCCAGGACAGCUGAGAUGCAGUCCUCCCAGAUGGCCAGCCCCGAAGGAAGUCCGUAUUAGAAAACUGGCAUCUCCUCAGCUUACCUGCCCAGGCUGCUCCAACCGGUGUCCUCAGGACAGCGCAUCAGAAGGCACCAGGAACGCUGGCCCAUGUGGGGAAACUGAGGCAGAGUGCAAGGUCAUGAGAUAGGGGGUGGGACUCUGGAGACAGGGAGAAGCCAGGGCCUGGGUGGGGUCUCCUGUCUCUUCCCUCCCCCUCCGCCCCCCACAGCUGGAGGCCUGACCUGUGGAGGGCCCGGAGGGCUAUCAGCUCCCUCCCAGAGAUGCCCGGCAGCCCCUGCCCUGAGGUAGGCCCGAGUCCCGAGACCCUGUCCUAGCCUCAGACCUCACCCCAGCUGGUGGCCAAGGAAGUUCAGCCUGAGGCGCUGGGGCGGGUCUCCUCUCUGCCCUGGCCUCCCUGCCUGGAGCCUCAGCCUGGGGAUGGGGAUGGAGCUGAUGUUGCCGGCCCACCAGCUUACCUACCAACCCUGUCCCAGGUGGUCAGGCUGACCCAGGGGGAGUGAGGUGGCCCCAGGGAGCUGGGUGGCCCGGGCUGGUGUCCAGUCUGCCCAGAGACCCUCCAGGGCUGGUGGCCGGCCCUCCACUCAGUCCACCCAGAGCAGAGCCCGGAGCCCAGAACCUUACGGCCCUGGUGGUCUGGGUGGUCAGGUGCACCUCCUCUCAGGCCUGGCGCACCCCGACAGCCGGUCCCCAGGUCCUGUGGGAGAGCGGCCCCAAGCUGCCUUUCAUCUCUCGCCAAAGGCAGAUGCUGUGCUGCUCCUCUGCCCUUCCCUCUCCCCUGUGUUUAUUUAUUUAUUGCUUGUGCUGAAGACCAAAAUAGUCUCCCUCUGUAAUGCACUCGAAACUGGAGCGUGACAGGAGGAGCAGCUGUGUGGCCAGCGAGGGUCACCCGGCGGCCGCGGAGUGAGGGCCCAUGUGUGGCAUGUGCAGAGCGUGUUUCUCACACGAGUGGCAAAUGCACGUGCACGUGUGUGUGUGUGUACGUGGUGUGUAGUCUGCUGAGCAGGCGUGUGCUCCACAGCGCUCCUGCCCUGGCCCUCCUGGCAGUGGGAUUUGCCUGAGCCAGGAGGUCCAGAGGUUGGAGUGGGCUGAGGACGAGGCCUCUGCAUUCUCCUCCCCCAGACACAGGGCCAUGCGAGCAGAAGUGUGUGUGACUGAGCAUGAGCACGAGUGUGUGGCUUCACGUGGAACUGUCUCAUCUGUUUGGACGUGGAUUCAUUGUACAUGGGACUGUUGUACAGAUGUGUGCACAUGUCUGUGAGUGAAUCUAGGAUGAUACAAUGGACACGUGAUAUGUAUGUGUGCAGGUAGAUACACACACAGGCAUAGUUAUAUGUACACUGACCUGUAGGUGUGUUUGUGUGCCUGUUUUACAUGUGGGCAUCAGUUUGAAUUUUCACCAGGCCCUAAGGCUGGGCAUGCACCACCCAGGAUGGACCCCGGCCAAGGACAUCCGCACAGCUGAACUCAGUCGCCCACUGGCCCUUUGCCCUGAUUCUGUCCAUGUGGGCUGUGUGGACUGUGUGUGCCAGGGUGAGGCUUUUGUAUGCCUGGGUGUGAGGUGGUAUCUACACAUGUAUGUGUGUCCAGCAGUGAGCGAUGUGUGCAGGAAGCCAUGUGUCCCUCUGAACGUGUACACGUGCAUGGGGUGCGUUUGUGUGGCAGCUGUGCCAGGCUUUGAGCAGGGCUGGUGCCUGCCUGCAGGGGGCAGUGUGCACGUGUGUGCAAGACUGUCGGGGUGGUGUGCCAUGUGCGUGCUUGCACACAGCCCUCUGGGCUCCG
Molecule: messenger RNA, 4496 nt
Organism: Molossus molossus (Pallas's mastiff bat)
Lineage: Eukaryota; Metazoa; Chordata; Mammalia; Chiroptera; Molossidae
Gene: KCNJ12
Product: potassium inwardly rectifying channel subfamily J member 12
Exons: 2
Coding region: 163-1452 (429 amino acids)
Biological process (GO): potassium ion import across plasma membrane; regulation of monoatomic ion transmembrane transport
Cellular component (GO): plasma membrane
Molecular function (GO): inward rectifier potassium channel activity
Source: RefSeq, a predicted model, not a curated record